AUUUUUAUUUUUUUAUUUGUCUUUCUCUCGAGCCUCGCGUUCGUUUUAAAGAGAGAGAAGUUGGUUUUUGAAUGAGAGAGAGAGAGAGAGAGAGAGAGCCGAUUUGAGAUAGAGAGAGAAACACAGCGAAUGCAAGCCUUCACCUGAAAGACGAAGCGAGACACAAGUCCCGAAGGUGUACAAUUUGCAGAGCAUUUUGGCCCGCCGGUGGAAAAUGACAGUGUUUUCCGGCAAGCAGGUUUUUCCGGUGGACUAUGAGGCCGUGGUUUCGCAACGCCUUCUCGAAGCUUCGCUCUCCGGCGAUCUGAAAUCGGUUCAGGAAUGUGUCGACGAUUCAUAUCUGGAUGUGAACUUCGUCGGCGCUGUUUGCCUCAGGUCGAGGAAGACGGAGGUGGUUUUGCGCGACGAAUCGCCGAGUGAAGUUCGUGUGGAGUACGAAGAGUUUAAGACAGAUGUUACGGCUCUUUUCGCCGCUGUUCAUGCUGGAAAUGCUGCUUUCGUGAAGAAGUUGCUGAGCAUUGGUGCUGAUGUCAAUCAGAAACUCUUCAGGGGCUUUGCGACAACAGCAGCAGUGAGGGAGGGCCACCAUGAGAUUCUUGAAAUCUUGAUUAAAGCUGGGGCAUCUCAGCCAGCUUGUGAGGAAGCUUUGUUGGAGGCAAGCUGUCAUGGACAUGCUAGGUUUGCGGAGUUGCUUAUGUCUUCAGAUUUAAUCCGGCCCCAUGUUGCCGUACAUGCUCUUGUCACGGCAUGCUGCAGGGGUCUUGUUGAUUUCGUGGACACUCUCAUCAAGUGUGGUGUAGAUGCAAGUUCACCUGAUAGGAUGUUGCUUCUGUCAUCUAAGCCUUCUCUGCACACAAAUGUUGACUGUACUGCCCUGGUUGCCGCAAUUGUUAAUAGGCAGGUCUCAGUUGUCCGUUUGCUCUUACAGGCUGGUGCUAGGACAGACAUCAAAGUGAGGCUGGGAGCAUGGUCAUGGGACACAUCUACUGGGGAAGAGUUACGUGUAGGUGCGGGUCUGGCAGAGCCAUAUUCUGUCUCCUGGUGUGCAGUGGAGUAUUUUGAAAGCAGUGGUGCGAUAUUACGAAUGCUCUUACAGAAGCUUUCCCUCCAUACCCCUCAUUGUGGAAGAACCCUCCUGCACCAUGCCAUCUUAUGUGGCAAUGCAGGAGCUGUCAAAGUUCUUUUAGAUUGUGGUGCUGAUGUAGAAUCCCCUGUCACAACAAAUGGGAAAACCAUGUGUCGCCCAAUUCACAUGGCUGCUCGCCUUGGAUUAUCAAGGAUCCUUCAAUGCCUGAUCGGUUCUGGUUGUAAUAUAGACUCCAAGACGGAUACUGGUGAGACAGCUCUUAUGCUUUGUGCAAAACAUAGGCAAGAAGACUGUCUCCGAGCAUUGGCCAUGGCUGGUGCUGAUUUUGGCUUGGUUAAUGUUGCAACACAGUCUGUAAGGUCAAUUGCUGAGUCAAAUCAGUGGUCCCUUGGUUUUCAGCAAGUUGUGGUAGAUGUAAUAAGAGCUGGAAAGCUACCCAGAUCCAGCAACUCUUCAGUUUUUUGUCCUCUAAUGUUUGUGGCUCAAGCUGGUGAUAUAGAAGCCUUAAAAGCUGUAAUAACUUGGGGAGGUUUCAAUGUUGAUUAUCAGGACGAUAAUGGUUUCUCACCUGCCAUGAUUACUGCUUUGAAAGGACAUGUUGAAGCAUUCCGCUUGCUGGUCUAUGCUGGGGCUGAUGUAAAGCUGUGUAACAAAUCUGGUGAUACUGCAAUCACCCUUUCACAAGCAAACAACAAUCAUGACCUCUUUGAAAAGGUAAUGCUUGAAUUUGCACUUGAAAAGGGUAACCGCAAUUCCAAAGGGUUCUAUGCAUUACACUGUGCAGCUCGUCGGGGGGAUCAAGAUGCAGUCAAGUUGUUAACAAGUAGAGGAUAUGAUGUGAAUGUCCGUGAUGGGGAUGGUUAUACCCCACUGAUGUUAGCAGCUAGGGAAGGCCAUGGUACCAUAUGCGAACUCUUGAUCUGCCAUGGAGCUGAUAUUAAUUUCAAGAAUGCUAGAGGUGAAACAGCGCUUUCACUUGCUCGGAAAAAUGGCAGUAUGAAAAAUGAUGCAGAGCGUGUUAUACUAAAUAAACUUGCUUGCAAUCUGGUAAUUGGUGGUGCCAAUGUUCGGAAGCACACAAAGGGAGGGAAGGGAAGUCCUCAUGAGAAAGUUAUGAAAAUGAUGGGAGGUGUAGGGGUGUUGCACUGGGGUAAAUCUAGCCGAAGAAAUGUGAUAUGCCGAGAGGCAGAGGUGGGGCCAAGCCCAGCCUUUCGUAGGAAUAGGCAGCACAAGGGUGAUGCCGAUGAACCCGGAGUAUUUAGGGUGGUGACUAACAGGAACAGGGAAGUGCACUUUGUGUGUGAGGGUGGUCUUGAGACUGCAGAGCUGUGGGUGAGGGGUAUUAAGCUUGUGACAGAAGAAGCUAUUUUGAGUAACAAGCAGAGGGAAACAUGAAAGGUUGACAACUUGUCAAUGGAAGUAGGGAUGUAUAGAUGGAUGGAGUACUUCAUCUUGAAGUACUUAGAAUCAGUUUGCUGUCAUUGUAAAGGUUUUGAUCCCCGCAGUAGCUGUAAAUGUAUUCUCAUUUAAGGGAAAAAGGAAAUCGAUAAAUCCAGUAGCUUUUUGUUUGUUUGUUUGAUUUA
This is a messenger RNA of Ziziphus jujuba (common jujube), 2670 nucleotides long. RefSeq lists its product as uncharacterized. Bases 215 to 2482 code for a protein of 755 amino acids. Gene Ontology annotation, molecular function: protein binding. The record is from RefSeq and is a predicted model, not a curated record. NCBI's taxonomy places the organism in Eukaryota, Viridiplantae, Streptophyta, Magnoliopsida, Rosales, Rhamnaceae. The transcript has 4 exons.